Molecule: messenger RNA, 1473 nt
Organism: Penicillium subrubescens
Lineage: Eukaryota; Fungi; Ascomycota; Eurotiomycetes; Eurotiales; Aspergillaceae
Product: F-box protein
Exons: 1
Coding region: 1-1473 (490 amino acids)
Molecular function (GO): protein binding
Source: RefSeq, a predicted model, not a curated record
AUGCGUCACCUCCCGAACGAAAUUUUCUUUCUCAUCUUCCAUUAUCUCAACCUGAAGCCUGAAAACAAUGGCCGGAGACCCCCUUCCUCGCGGCGUUUCCACGCCCUCUCUCAGCUCUUGUUGGUAUGCCGAACAUGGUAUCACGUCUUCCUUGCCCAGGUUUACCUUUCUCUCGAAGUCGACAAUCCACAGAGACGACUUUACCGGCUAGCCCGCUUGUUGUUGGAGAACCCCGGAUUGGCGUCUUUCGUACAGAGACUCUGGACUGGCGGUUAUGAAAUCGACAUUGCUCCCACCAAUGACAUUGAGGAUAAAGAUGUUUUCCUGGAUCCAGAUGAUGAUGGACUUCUGGAUAAUCCUCACACCAGACCAUUCCAUGAUAUCUUGAUCAGAGCAAUCCCGGAGCGCAAAGAACGCCGCAGAUGGCAACGCGAUCUCAUCAGAGGUUUGCCUGAUGCCUGGAUAGCAGUUCUCUUCUUCCUUGUGCCGAACCUGCGAUUCUUCAAAUUGGAUCAUUCCAUCGGUCCCAAAAUGUGGUCCACUCUCAUUCUCUCCCGCAUCGCAACCGUCGCAGUGGAUUUCCCAUUCAGACCACUGCAGUUCCUAGAAGAAGUCUUUGUGUCCGAAAAUUCACCUUUCGCAACUCGCUCACACUUGGACUUCAUCCCAUUUCUACACUUCCCGGCCAUGCGAUCCUUCUUCGGCCACAGCCUCACCGAUAGGCCGGAGGAAGACUACCCACAGCCAUGCCCGGCAUUGCUGCCCCCGCGCCGGUCCUCUGGAAUCACAAGACUGGUACUGAGCUAUAUCCAUGGCAGGAGCAGUAUACUCCGGUAUAUCACUGCCUGUGCAAAUCUCCAGGUCUUCAAGUACGAGCACACCGAUGACCAUAGCACUGGAUUUUUCCCCGUUUGGAGUCCCCAGCAUCUCUACCAGGCCCUGGAGACGCAGAAGCAUAGUCUCCAGGGGCUGUACGUAGGGUACUGGGACUUCAAAAGGGAAUCAUUCGCGGAGGUGUACCGCUUGAUCACCUUCCGGCCUGGUUUUUGGGGUUUCGGCUCCCUGGUGGAAUUCACCCACCUACGCGAGAUUGACAUCCCUGUGGUGUUCUUUCUUGAGUUUCUAGGGGGAGUGCCAGCACUGGACCUGCUUGAUAAGUUGCCAAGCAGUGUAGAGAAGCUUUGCCUGUCGGAGAUUCUGGAUCGCGACAUUGACAUCGUUGUCAGUGCACUCUGUGCAAUGGUGUCAUCUCGUGACCAGUUUCCCCGGCUGCAGGUUAUCGAGGUGUGCUUGCUUGGUUUGUUCCCUGGUGAGAGAAAUGGCGAGUGGUUUGUGCUUGUGCGUGCUGCUUUUGCGGCACUUCAGGGGAUGUGCAACGUGGCUGGGGUUGAGCUUCGCUAUUCUAGCUACAGGGCAAGCCGGCCCAAGGUUUGGCCUGCACUUGAGAAGCGUUUGUUCGCUCCCGUCGCUUGA